UACUAGUCCACCAAGAUGCGCUUGCCGAGAGGAGGAGCCUGCGGGGCAAGAUGGCGCCGUCCGUAGUUCUGCGUCGUUUUUCCCGGCUGCUGGCCUCCACACGGCUCCCGAUCAGCUCUUCAACACGGUCAAAGUUCUAUGUCCGGGAGCCGAUGCACGCCAAACCUAACUGGUUCAAAGUUGGGCUGAGCGUGGGCACCACGAUUUUCCUGUGGGGUUAUCUCAUCAAUCAACAUAAUGAAGAUGUUAUGGAGUAUAAAAGAAGAAAUGGAUUGGAAUAAACUUUGGAAAUAAAUAUAUAGACUGCUUCACGUGGUGUCAUGAUCAUUCCUCUGGAUUCGCCCAUAGGUUGAGUUGUGGAUAUGAGAAAAAAGCUAUAUGUGAAUAUGUAUCAAUCCAGUCAGCACAGACAUUUUGCAUUGUUAAAGAAAUAAAAAUACUUGUGUUCUGCACAUGUAGAGAUGGA
Molecule: messenger RNA, 466 nt
Organism: Psammomys obesus (fat sand rat)
Lineage: Eukaryota; Metazoa; Chordata; Mammalia; Rodentia; Muridae
Gene: Ndufc1
Product: NADH:ubiquinone oxidoreductase subunit C1
Exons: 4
Coding region: 51-281 (76 amino acids)
Cellular component (GO): mitochondrion
Source: RefSeq, a predicted model, not a curated record